CUCACUUCUCCCGGCAGGGCACUGACAGAUGGCACUGAUCUGAGCACUGUAACACAUCGAUGAGAUAUCACAGCUCCACACUAACUUGACUUAUUGUGGCUAUCAAAGGAGGUUUUACAGCUGAUGUCCAGCAGCUUCUACAUCGCAGAGAGGCCCGAGGAAAAACCUGCUGGAAGGAAAACGAGCUGAAACCACCACAGUGGAAGAAGUAUGGACUGAAGGCCUGUCUGCGUGCGUCUCUGUGUGUCUGAAUCGUAAAUGCAUGUAGCUGAAACAGAAUCAUGUCACUGAUACACACCUGGGCCUGUCUCCUCCUCUGGGUCAGCUUCGCCACGCAGGACAAAACCCCAGAUGUGGCUGUGACGUGCCUCGUGUCAGAGGAGUGCGUCCUCCCCUGCAGCUUCCAACCUGGCAGCAAGGAGACCAUCGAGUGGUUCAGGCAGGACGUGGUGGUGUACAAGUUCAAGCGGGACGAUGGUGACGACGACGACGACGAUGACGACGACGACGACGACAGCAGCGAAGAGCACUUCAAACACGAGCAGAUCGCUGGCCGUGCCUCAGUUUUCCCACACCUGAUAUCCCGCGGCAACGCCACACUGAUCCUCAGGAAGAGCAGCCUCAAGGACAGAGGCACGUACAGGUGUCACGUGAGCACCUCGCAGGGCGAACACAAUGCGAAGGUCAUCGUGAAGGUGGAAGCACCCAUCCAAGGCCUUUCUCUGGAGCUGACGAGGCUGAGCGGCUACGAGGAGAUGAAGUGCACCGUCCGCAAUGUCUUCCCGGCCCCUCGUGUAACCUGGGCGACCGAACCGCCCACUUUCGAGGACCUCCGACCGGUCACGCGCAUGCUGGCCGACAAACAGGGGCUCUACACAGUCGACAGUCGCCUCAAGAGGCUGAACGGACAGCCUGACCUCAUCUACAUCUGCAAAGUCACGACUUCCUACGGUGGUCCGGCCUGGACCACCUCCCUCAGGGAGAGAGAAAUAAGAGGAAGUCAAGGGAAAGAUCUGACCAUCCCCUGCUACGCCCCUCCUUACCUGAACAACCCCUUCCUCCACUGGAGCUUCUCCAACGGCGAGGACCCGUCCCACAUCCUCACCUACGACAGCCAGUCGGGGCACGCCGUCUCCUCGCCACCCUGGGAAAACCACGUGGAGCUGGACGGCUUCAGGGUCCCGUUUGGAGACGGAUCUCUGCGGCUGAUGGACCCCAAGCACUCGGAGCACACGGGCAGCUACACCUGCGUGUUCUCCGCGCCGUACAACAGCCACACCGAGCGCACCGACGUCACUAUCGACGAUCCUGUCGGUCAGCGAAGUAUUUCAAAAGCGCCCUCUUACUGGUGGAUUGUCGGUCUGGUGAUCGCAGUGCUGGUUCUUGCUCUGGCGUGCAUGCUGGCCUACCUGAAGAUGAGAGGAAACACUUCAAAGGCCAGAAACGACCCUGAAGAGGUGACAGAGCUGCAUUUAGUCAAAGACUCGGCAGCAGACAGUAACCUGAAUGAAAGCAGCUGUUUGACUACGGGCAGCACCAACGGACAAUCAGGCCUUCAGACUGGCACUCAGUUAACCUGAGAACACGCAGAACCUGGAACCACCAAGAACUAACAGAAUACUAACAACCACGCACACAGCUUCACACUGAUGAGAACUGACGGCCUCUCAGAAGCAGGAACGUUUCUUUGAGGUCUUUUAUAGAAAAUGAAUUCUAGUAUACACGUUCAAGUAGUUCAGCUAUUUUGGCAUCUUUGGGUGUUCUUCUAAUGAGGAACUCUUCUUGGUCCCUUUGGAUUUGAGAUGACACCCUGAUAAACUGCGACUUUUUUUAACUGUACACGCUGAAGUGUAGAACAUGCACAACAAAAGGCUUCUAACGUCUUCAUGAAGGGUCUGUGGACCCGGAUAGAGCAGCUCUGAAUCUGCUGUUGUUUCAGGAACACUUUUACAGAAAUGUUUUCUCAUGAAGAAACAGCUGCUGGUGAUUAUAAAAGCUGUAAGAACUUUUUUAGGGGUCCAGGAGCAUCUCAGGAAGUCUGGCAUUUUGAACCAGGUUUGAACCAGAGGACCCAGGUCUGAAUUUAGUUCCAGGCUUACCAAUCCCCAGGAACUACUGGGGCAAAUUUUGCAGUGGGCAAAGCGGUUCACCAAAAACAAACUGUGUGGCUGUUUCAAGGCCUGGUCACACCAGGAAGUGGUACAACCACAUUUAUCUAGCUUGGCGUCAUGGUGACAAUGCUAAUUUGUCCACUGGGUGAACUGCUCCAGCUGGCAAGCUAACGGCUAACAUGCUAGCUGAUAGGUCACAAAAGCCCCUGCAUAAUCUAUUUUACUGCUCUGUUUAAUCUCACCUGACACCUUGUUCAUCAUUGUUCAACAUUUCGUUCAAUAAAACGUUGGUGAAGAGGGAAAGUGAAGCUCUCCAAGCUAACAAGCUUGCUGAUGGUCAGUUAGCUCAUUACCUUGCUAGCUUAGCUCAGCCGCUACUGAGACAACCAGUUUACACAGUUAAAGAAAUAUUCCUACCACAGACCUGUCUUAACUGUGUAUGUCUUUGCUAUGUUGAGGAACAAUUAAUGCUGCAAUAGAGGAGGUUAAAUAAAUGUGAAUGGAGAAACAGGGCUAAAGAGCAACGACAGCUGCUUUCAUUUUGGACUCCCUGGCAUCCCAUGGCCUCUAAAAGGUGUGCUCUAUCGAGACGGCUUGCCAUUGGUCAAACACACAAAUGUGUCAAAGUUCACUGAAGUUUGAUGCAGAGAUUUGCACAGACUUACUCCACCCCUGCAGGCAAGUCCACUAGACAGUCGUUCCAAUGAAAGUAAGUUGCUGCAAAAUUUAACCAUUUGAAAGUGCUUAGAAGUGCCAAGACCUGAAUGAAUGAGACCCUUCACACACAUCUGAAAUGCUGGUGUUAUGUGGCCUUUGUUCAGACACAACGCGAGCAAAGUGUGCCACCAGAACAAGGGGAGGACAUUUUGUGAUAUUUAUUGUUUAAAGCUUUAUGUUGAUGAGUGUCACCAUUCUUCAGACACAGCGGGGAUGAAACAGCUUUCCAGCUCCCAAUUUAGUUCCUGCUGCUGAUUUUUGGCACAAUCUUUUCUCUUCAGGUCUGAGUCAAGUCAUCCCCAGAACGGCCUGGAUUUCCAAAAUUCAAAAAGACACUUCAUAUUCUACUAUCCUGCUGCAUUUAAGUUGAACUGACACUCCCAGAGGUCAAAAUCCUUCUGUGAACCGUUUUGUAGAUUAUACAGAUGAAUGUGACUGUAAAUCACGGAUGUGACUGAACAACAGAGACUCUUAAUAAACAAACCUUGACGAAAUCUUGUCAUUAUAUAAUCUGCAGCAGAUUCAAGUAGUUUCUGCUUCUCUCUGCACUGCCACACCUCGCUGUAAACAUGCAUCACGUUUCCUGAAUUAUACUUGACCUGUUUCACAAAUGUGUCAUAAUUAAUGUAAUGUUAU
This is a messenger RNA of Chelmon rostratus (copperband butterflyfish), 3464 nucleotides long. It is a transcript of the gene hhla2b.1, whose product is annotated as HERV-H LTR-associating 2b, tandem duplicate 1. NCBI's taxonomy places the organism in Eukaryota, Metazoa, Chordata, Actinopteri, Chaetodontiformes, Chaetodontidae. The record is from RefSeq and is a predicted model, not a curated record. The coding region runs from base 282 to 1580 and encodes 432 amino acids. Gene Ontology annotation, biological process: T cell costimulation; negative regulation of T cell proliferation; positive regulation of T cell proliferation. Gene Ontology annotation, cellular component: external side of plasma membrane. The transcript is spliced from 8 exons.